AUGACACUCCUAGAUAUCGUCGUUGAGCCUGCACCGGGGCUCUCAUACUUUACCCCCGCUCAGAACCCCCCAGCGGGAACCGCCCAAGAUCCUCAAACAAGCGGCAAGCCUGUCCCAAAGCUCUUCCAGCCCCUUACCAUCCGGGGAGUAACAUUCCAGAACCGUUUGGGAUACUCGGCCCAAGAUGGACACAUGACUGACUACCAUAUUGCUCAUCUUGGUGGCAUCGCCCAACGCGGCCCUGGCAUGAUGAUGAUCGAAGCCACCUCGGUCUCGCCCGAAGGCCGCAUCACCCCACAGGAUGUUGGCUUGUGGAAGGACUCCCAGAUUGGGCCCAUGAAGCGCGUCAUCGAUUUUGUUCACAGCCAAAACAUCAAGAUUGGCGUUCAGAUUGCCCACGCCGGCCGCAAGGCGUCCACAGUUCCCCCUUGGCUCAUGAACCAGGGGGUUGUUGCGACUGCCAAGGUGGGAGGAUGGCCAGACGGCGUCAUCAGCCCCUCAGAUGUUGCCUUCAACGAGCAUUACUGCCAGGCAAAGGCCAUGAGUAAGGGGGAUAUCGAGCAGUUCAAGAAGAACUGGGUGGCUGCCGUCAAGAGGGCCAUGGCUGCCGGGGCGGAUUUCGUCGAGAUCCACAACGCCCACGGGUACUUGCUGAGCUCUUUCCUUAGCCCACAUGCGAACAGAAGAACCGACGGAUAUGGCGGCAGCUUUGAGAACCGCAUCAGACUCAGCCUGGAAAUUGCCAAGCUCACAAGAGAGGCAGUGGGCGAGAACACACCCGUCCUCCUCCGUGUCUCUGCUACCGACUGGGUCGAGGAGACUUUGCCCGAGGAGAGCUGGACAGCCGAGGACACGGUCAAGUUUGCCCAGGCCCUUGCUGCUCAGGGAUGCGUUGAUUUGAUCGACAUUUCUUCGGGUGGUGUCCACCCAGCUCAGAAGAUUGUAUCAGGCCCCGCAUUCCAGGCGCCAUUUGCCGUGGCCGUCAAGAAGGCCGUCGGCGACAAGAUGCUUGUGGCCACUGUUGGCUCCAUCACCAAUGGAAGACAGGCAAACAAGCUCUUAGAGGAGGAUGGACUUGACGUUGCGCUCGUUGGUCGCGGUUUCCAAAAGGACCCUGGUCUGACGUGGACUUUCGCCCAACAUGUCGACACAGAGAUCGCCAUGGCCAGUCAGAUUAGAUGGGGUUUCACCAAGCGUGGCGGGUCGGCCUAUAUUGAUCCAUCAGCAUACAAGCAGAGUAUCUUUGAGUAA
Molecule: messenger RNA, 1251 nt
Organism: Podospora anserina S mat+
Lineage: Eukaryota; Fungi; Ascomycota; Sordariomycetes; Sordariales; Podosporaceae
Exons: 2
Coding region: 1-1251 (416 amino acids)
Cellular component (GO): intracellular anatomical structure
Molecular function (GO): NADPH dehydrogenase activity; FMN binding; NADP binding
Source: RefSeq, a predicted model, not a curated record